Batrachochytrium dendrobatidis JAM81 is the source of this 1419-nucleotide messenger RNA. RefSeq lists its product as uncharacterized. NCBI's taxonomy places the organism in Eukaryota, Fungi, Chytridiomycota, Chytridiomycetes, Rhizophydiales. The record is from RefSeq and is a predicted model, not a curated record. Gene Ontology annotation, cellular component: plasma membrane. Gene Ontology annotation, molecular function: sucrose:proton symporter activity. The annotation marks the transcript as partial. The transcript is spliced from 8 exons.
AAACUGAUUUUAUUGACCAUCUGUCUGGCUGGUGUUCAAUUCACAUGGACGGUUGAGCUUGCUUAUGGCACACCUUAUCUGCUCUCGCUUGGGUUGGCAAAAUCACUCACUGCUUUAGUCUGGAUUGCUGGUCCGCUUUCUGGCAUUCUGAUUCAGCCAAUUGUCGGUGUAUAUAGCGACAGAUCUACGUUUCAAUAUGGUCGUCGUCGACCAUUUAUCCUAAUUGGGGGUUUGCUUGUCGUCAUUUCUAUUGCAAUGAUUGCAUAUUCAAGAGAAUUCUCUGAUCUUCAUUUGGUCACAAUCAUUGUAGCAGUGGUAGGGUUUUAUUUUCUCGAUUUCUCCAUCAAUGCUGUUCAAGCUAGUUGUCGUGCACUUAUUGUCGAUGUAUCACCCCUCCAUCAACAAGAUUUGGCAAAUGCAUGGGGUGGCCGUAUGAUUGGACUGGGAAAUGUUCUUGGAUAUUUUGUUGGAUAUCUCGAUCUUCCAAAACUAUUUCCAAUGCUUGGACCGACUCAAUUGAAAAUCUUGUGUGUCAUUGCCAUUACUUGGUUUGUAACUACGAUUCUCGUGACAUGCAUUGCGAUUGUUGAGCGUCCCUACAAGCAGCGCCAGUCUGAACGACAUCAGGCAUGGUGGAAGCCACUGAUGGAGAUAUUUCAUUCGCUAUCCACUUUGCCUCGCUCCAUUCAAAGUGUCUGUAAUGUGCAAUUUCUAGCAUGGCUGGGCUGGUUUCCAUUUUUAUUUUACAGGCAAUAUUCCUUGACACGCAUCAUGGAUACCAAUGACACAUCAGAUGAAGGAACACGAGCCGGAUCGUUUUCACUGCUGUUGUUUGCCAUUAUAUCUGUGAUUACGGGAUUUAUUCUUCCCAUGAUGGUCAAACACACACGCACGUCUGGUCGCAAUGGAAGGUUUGAUUCGCCUAGAUCUCAAGUAGAUGUAUCUUAUCGUCAAACAUGGGCCGAGUUUUUUACACUACCACGCAUUUGGAGUAUAUCACUUUUUGGAUUUGCAAUUCUUAUGGUUUUGACAGCUGCAGUGCAUGAAGUGAUUGGCGCUACGUUUAUUAUAGCAGCAACUGGAAUAUCCUGGGGAGUAGCACAAUGGGUGCCUUUUACACUUAUGGGCGAAGAGAUUAUCAUUUCGCGUUCUGAUUCGCAACCAACACGACGGGAUGGGUAUGCAGUAGUUCAAGAUGAAGAUGAAAUAGUGAAUUAUCAUGCUUCAUCAUCACAACCACCACCAUGUGUAGCAGAUAUUGGAAACUCUAAUGAAUCUGGACUACAAGCAGGGAUGGUGUUAGGAAUCCACAAUAUUUAUAUUGUUUUACCACAAUUUCUGAGCACAGUCAUGAGUGCUAUUGUGUUUGCUAUUAUUUCAGAAUUACAAAAAUCCAGUCCAAUUGAAACACCAGCAGAA